Molecule: messenger RNA, 846 nt
Organism: Oryza brachyantha (malo sina)
Lineage: Eukaryota; Viridiplantae; Streptophyta; Magnoliopsida; Poales; Poaceae
Exons: 3
Coding region: 30-563 (177 amino acids)
Source: RefSeq, a predicted model, not a curated record
CGAUCGAUCACUGCUCGUCUCCCCGAGCGAUGCUCACAGGCGCCGCGCCCGCGCGCGCCAACGGCGAGGCCUCCGCCUCCACCUCCUCAUCGUUGUCGUCCUCCUCCAGCGAGGAGGAGGAGGAGGAGGAGGAGGAGCACAUGGUCACAUCCCUCCCUGCCGCGCUCCGCGGCUGCGUCGACGGCGGCCGGCUCCUGCGCGGCGCGUUCCACGGCGCCGCGGGCGGCCUCGUGGCGUGGACGAGGCGGGGCGGCGCAGCCCGCUCGCUCCUCGUCGCGUCGGCCGGAUCGGUGGCGCUCGCGACGGUGACCGGGCUCCUGGUCGUCGUGUUCGUCCUCGUGGCCGCGGCGACGAGCGCCGCCGCCGUCGCGGUUCUCGUCUCCCUGACGGUGCUGUCUGCUCUCCUCGCCGCGGCGUACAUCGGCGUGUUGUCGGUCGUCGUCUUCGUCGUGGCGGCCGCGACGGCGGCGGCGGUCGUCGCGAUCACGAUCGCCACUGGUUGGGCUGCAUUAUUUUGGAUUAUUUGGUUUGCUGCAAGAAAAUUAGUGGUUUUUUUUCACUAACUGGUCAAUCGAUGCCACAAGUCGUGGAUGAUUUUUUCCAGUUUCUGCAUCAAUUUCCUAUUGCACUGCUGCAUCCUGUGCAUGAACCAGCUUUGCUUAGGACGGGACAGCUUCAGUUUCUAUUUGUUACUACUAGUUUUAUACAUGUAAAUAUUCAGUGCUCUCACAAUUUUUUUCCUCAUCUCAGAUUAACCAUGACAUGGUGGCAUACAUGCUUUGCCAUUCUGUAUAAGUUACUGCCUCCAUCACUAAAUGUUUGACGCCGUUGACUUUUUUAUGCAAG